AUAUGACUAGGCUAGUUUAUAUUUAAAAAUGACGCGAGCGGGUCACACAUCACAUUAAUUCGGACAUGUGGAACAGGUGUUUGAAGCCAGAAUCUUGCCUCAGAAGAUUACACAAUUUUGAAAAACUUGACCUUUGUUUGACCGAUGAUGACCAAUGAUUGUUCAGAAGGAAAUGUGUGAGGAACAUAUACAUUUGUAACGGCUCUGAAGUAGUGUUGACAGCGCAGUUGUCUUGUAUUACUUGAGGAAACGCCACUGAAUGAAGUGUUAAUUGCUGGACUGAUCCUGUUAGCAAGGCAGCUUCCUUUCACCCACACAAAAUGGUGUCCCACGUGAGGUUAGAGAAGGAACAGAAGUAUCGCCAACAGGUCUGUCUGUCCUGUGUAACAGGGCUCUAUGGUUGCCGUUGGAAACGCUACAGAAGGUCCACAGAACCUACAAAUUUGUAUGAGAAGAUAUGGCUAGGAGUAGUCGUGACAUCAUUUAUCUUCAUGCUAAUAUGGCUCUAUUUCUGGCUUAUAGCACAGAAUGAUUCUGACGACCUCAACUGGUUUAUCUGGGAGGAUUUGAGUGUUUGGUUUGAUUGGUUUACUCUGCUAUUUGCAUGGUGUAUCAUCGCUCUACUAUAUCUAUCUGUCUUAUUGCUUUUGGCUAUCAGCCAUUGUUUUAUAGGACAGCAGCUGUACCUGCACUGGUUUCACAAGGCACUACAAGUCUUGAUCCUCUUGGGAUGUAUCAUCACAGCAGCCAUGAUGAGUAAGCUCUGGGGGUCCGAGUUCCACCUCCUAGCCAUCUCUUUACAGGUCACAUCACCAAUUCUUCAAAUUGUUUUAGUUGUUGUUCUAACAACAUUAACAUGGCCAUUUGCUGGGCUCUGGUACAGAACAGACAAUUCAGUGGUGAAAGCACUGCUGCUCAUCUCCUACUCCGCCAUCAUGGUCUUCUUUUAUCUUAUUCCACUCUUCAUGGAUGUUCCAUGCGUCGCAGAGAAGAUAGAGUUACCCCCCAAACCAAAGAUGUUUGGGCACAGAGGAGCAGAAGAGAUAGCACCAGAGAACACUAUGAUAUCAUUUGAAACAGCAGUAAAUAACAGCAUUUAUGGAUUGGAGUCUGAUAUCAGAAUAAGUUGGGAUGGUGUUCCGUUUUUAAUGCAUGAUGAUACGCUGGAGAGAACAACGAACGUUGCAGCAGUGUUCCCCAACAGAACGGAAGCAAGAGCAGAGACAUUCACUUGGGAUGAACUAAAGCAGCUAGAUGCUGGUUCCUGGUUUCUUCAGAAAGACCCCUUUCAUACUGGUAUGUCAAUUCCAAGAUCAACGCGAGAGCAGUUUGAUGAUCAGCGCAUCUUGAGUCUCACUGAUUUGAUGGAAAUCGCUAAGAAGUAUAACAAGACAGUGAUUUUUGAUAUGUUUGGACCUCCUCAUAAUCAUCCUUAUGGUAAUAUAAGUGAAAUCGUUGUGGAUACCAUACUCCAAUCUGGCAUCAGACAGAAUCAGAUCUUUUGGUUAGGUGGAAAUAAAUAUGUGCGGCAGAAGGCACCUGGCUUUGUGCAAACCGUAGAGGGCAGGGGGGACAUUUCUGACCUACUGGAAGAAAAUAUCACCCAGGUCAACGCCGAGUAUUCCGAAGUAGCAGACACAGAGAUACAUGAGUAUUCCCAAGCUAACAUCUCAACAAAUGUAUACAUCAUCAACGAGGUAUGGCUCUACUCUCUCUACUGGUGUGUUGGGGCAACAUCCAUUACCACUAGCGCCUGCCACAUACUCAAGAAUGUAGAAACACCCAUCUGGCAUAUGACAAAGACAACAUAUCUGAUAGCCUGGGUGUUAGUGGAUGCUGUAUCAGUCAUCUGCGUUGGAUUAAUCUUCCUCUUACAAAGAGUGAGGCACCCAAACCACAUCACCAACCCUGAAGCAAUCUCCCUCAAUUCACCCCGUCAGAAGACCUUCCCCCAUCAUCACCACCGGAAGAGUGACAGGGAAGUACUCUACCAGUCCAAUGAGGACACGUCUGCUGUCACACCCACUGCUGAUAUAGAUGGCACAAUUGGAAAUAUGGCCAUUGUCAUGGAGGACCCAGUUGCCAACAUUGCACCCCAGGAUCAUGAUGAGGUACAGAUGCAAUUUGAUUGAACCACAAUUAACUUGGAAUAAACUGCUUUGAGCCAGAAUAAACCACUUUGAGCAAGAAGUGGAAGAGGAUGGUACUAAUUGUUAAUGCUCUUUUUUUGAGGUAGCAUUGACUCGUGCAAAGAAUGAUUUGCAAGUUCAAGAGGAAUGAACAAGAAUAGAUCAGUAUAAACUACUUUGACCCAGAAAAUUGUUGAUGGUGCACAUUCAAUGCUCCAAUAAUGAAAGAAAAUGAAAGAAAAUGCAAAUUAUUUCACAGGAAUUUAAAAGUUGAAUCUAAUCACUGUUGUCCUCGGGCAUUAAUUUAUAUUUGAUGUUUUGUCUUAAAUUGUAUGUCUACAUUCUGAGAAUGAGGGUGUGUACAGCCAGAAUAAACCAGAUUAAAUUGCAGACUAGCCAACCGUUCCGUUUCUAAUGGAACCGCUCCGUUUGUGAAGUUUUUAGAACCAUGAAAAACGUGACGUUCCGAUUUGGGGGAAUACUUUUUUUAAUUUUUAAAUUUUUUUUAUUAGGUAGUAUAAAUACCAAUUGACUUUCCAUAGCAUCGAUUUGAUGAGUGCUGGAAGGAUUGCAUUGCGCAAGAUGCUUGCAACGUGUUUGCUGCGUACCACGCUGAUCUCUAUUUGCAGCGUGUAAUAAUGAGCACGCUUGUGUGCGUAGAGUGCCCAUAGAGUGCCAUGCACAAUUCCUCGGUCAUACGCACUGCACAGCGUGCAAACG
This is a messenger RNA of Strongylocentrotus purpuratus (purple sea urchin), 2849 nucleotides long. It is a transcript of the gene gdpd5, whose product is annotated as glycerophosphodiester phosphodiesterase domain-containing protein 5. Bases 321 to 2132 code for a protein of 603 amino acids. Lineage: Eukaryota; Metazoa; Echinodermata; Echinoidea; Camarodonta; Strongylocentrotidae. Gene Ontology annotation, cellular component: membrane. The transcript is spliced from 15 exons. Gene Ontology annotation, molecular function: glycerophosphodiester phosphodiesterase activity. Gene Ontology annotation, biological process: lipid metabolic process. The record is from RefSeq and is a predicted model, not a curated record.